Messenger RNA from Doryrhamphus excisus (bluestripe pipefish), 3480 nucleotides. It is a transcript of the gene dars2, whose product is annotated as aspartyl-tRNA synthetase 2, mitochondrial. Gene Ontology annotation, molecular function: aspartate-tRNA ligase activity; ATP binding; nucleic acid binding. Gene Ontology annotation, biological process: aspartyl-tRNA aminoacylation. Gene Ontology annotation, cellular component: cytoplasm; mitochondrion. The record is from RefSeq and is a predicted model, not a curated record. Lineage: Eukaryota; Metazoa; Chordata; Actinopteri; Syngnathiformes; Syngnathidae.
CCGUGCAAAGUUUCAGCACAGACGGACCGCCGAACUCACUCACCCGGAUAACCCUCAUCACCCUGGAGCCUGACAUGCUGGACUUACCCGCGUAUUCCUACUAUUUAACUAAGAGACGAGCUUCGAAGCGUGAGUCGACUGUCGAGUAAUAGAGGACAUUUUCGUGAAGCACAUACAGAAGUUGGAGUCGGAAGUGAUGAGCUGCUCACUGCUGUACCACGUGACUGCUCCAGGAAGUGGCUUGGCAGCAAACUUCACCCCAAGGGGGAUAUUCAAAAUGAUUUGGAUACCCAUUUGAAGAUCGUUAGCAGAGUUUAGACUGAUAAAUAGCUUGGUUGUUUGGGUAUAUGGAUGGAGACCGACAUAUUUUCAUAAAUCUAACGUUGUUUAAAAGGCAUUAGGUGUGCUUAUUUUAGUCAAAGGUGAAGUGUUUGUGUUCCAAAGCGUUGGGGUACAGUAACAACACAUUCAUGCUAAGUCAUGCCGUGCCUGGAAAAGAUAUGACAAGAUAAACUAACUACGACAGUAGUUAGAUAGAUUCAUUAAAUGUCAAUACAAUACACACAUUGCACUUUAUUUGAGACAUGUUUUGUUAGCACAGCUGCACUGGUCAAGCGUUCACUUCCAACGAUUAUAUGCUUGUAAUACGCUCUCCCACUAGAGGGCGGGCGCUUGCGGAUGUAUUUGCAACUAAACUCCGAAGAAGAAGAAAUAGGAAGAAACCACAUUUGCCAAAGGGGUCCGUAAAGCUUCGCGUUGGUUUUGGAGUGAUAUUACUGAUCUGGAACACCUUUUGUGGAAAUAUAUCCCUCAAAUAUGUACCUCAAACAGGAUUAACAUUGGGCUUUCAAAAGUUGAACGAGCUUUACUUUUCGUCGAGACAUUUGAUAGAGAUAGAGAACGCAGGAAGAAACAGGACGUAAUUAUUGGAGGCCAUUCAUUGCCUUCCCAGUCGACCUUUACAGAUAAGAAUAAAAGACGGGACCUAGUGAAUCAGAAAUGGGUAAUAAUGACAAAACUUUUGUAAAAGUAAACUUUUGACCCAGCAUUUCACACACAAGGCAAUCAAAGGGCACAACCCACGCCACAUGUUAUGAAAUAAAAACAUCCAAUAAUGGCAACAAAAUGCACAUAUGUGGUGCAGAGACUACUCGGAGCUCAUCGAGUUUGCAGCCGGAAGUUAAGCUCGACUUCAAGUCAUGGACGCUUCACCUGGAAAGGACCAGUCAGGCACAUGUCCCAGUCUACUAUCUCAGGUAGCAGUUGUCUGUCUUUUCGAAGUCACACCUGUGGACAGCUGCGACAGGAGCAUGUGGGAGAGAAGGUGAUUCUCUGCGGUUGGGUCCAGUACCUCAGACAAGACCUGUUUGUCAUUCUACGAGAUUUCAGCGGGUUGACCCAAGUUCUUAUACCUCAGGAGGAAUCAGCGCGCCAUGUCAAAGAAGUGCUGUGUAACCUCACUGCUGAGUCGGUCAUCAAAGUCAUGGGGACGGUUAAGGAACGGCCAUCAGGACAGGAGAACAAGGGGAUGCCAACCGGCCACAUUGAAGUCCUUGCGGAGGACGUGGAUGUUUAUAACAUCUGCCGGAAGUUGCCUUUUGAAGUUAAAGACUUUGUCAAAAAAUCCGAGUCUCUUCGCAUGCAGUUUCGCUACCUGGACCUGAGAUCUUCUGCCUUGCAGAAGAACCUCAGGCUGAGGUCCCAGCUUGUGAUGAAGAUGAGGGAGUAUCUGUGUUAUAUGCACGGUUUUAUUGACAUUGAAACACCAACUCUGUUUAAAAGGACUCCAGGGGGUGCCAAAGAGUUUCUGGUUCCCUCCAGAGACCCGGGUCUGUUUUACUCCCUCCCUCAGAGUCCUCAGCAAUUCAAACAGCUGUUAAUGGUGGCCGGAAUGGACAGGUACUUCCAGGUUGCUCGGUGCUAUCGAGACGAAGGCUCCAAAGCGGAUCGCCAGCCAGAGUUCACCCAGGUGGACAUUGAAAUGUCUUUUGUGGACCAGGCGGGAAUCACAUCCCUGGUGGAGGGUUUGUUGCAGUACUCCUGGCCCGCGGAGAAAGCUCCCAUCAUGCUUCCUUUCCCAACCAUGACGUACCAAGAGGCCAUGAGGGACUACGGUGUGGACAAACCCGAUACCAGAUUCGGCAUGAAGCUGAUGGACGUCAGAGACGUUUUCCUGUCUGCAGAUGUUGCUUUCCUCAAAGCAGCCGUUAGCCAAGCAGGAAGCUCGAUAUUGGCCAUCCGUGUCCCCGACGGAGCAAAAUUAUUCAGUGCAAAAGAUUUGGAGGGACUGAAACAAGCGUCAAAGACUCAGUUUCACCAGGAGGUGAGUGUAGUGCUGGUCAGAGCUGAUAGAACUCUCAAGUCCCCCAUAAAGAAGCUGCUGUCAGGCAGCAUCAGCGAUGCCUUGCUGAAGAAGACCGGAGCUGAGCCCGGGGACCUCCUCCUGAUAGCCGCUGGUGCGACUGCCGUGGUGCAACCUCUGCUGGGUCAUCUUCGUUUGCAGUGCGCUGACCUCCUGGAGUCUCACGGCUCUUCAAUCCGUGAUACUUCAGCAUUUCACUUUUUGUGGGUGGUGGAUUUCCCCCUCUUCGUGCCCAGGCAGGACGAGCCGGGGCAGCUGGAGUCGGCCCAUCACCCUUUCACUGCUCCAGUGCCGGAAGACACGCCGUUGCUGUACACACGGCCAGAAAAAGUACGUGGUCAGCACUACGACCUGGUGUUGAACGGCUCUGAGAUCGGAGGGGGAUCCAUCCGCAUCCAUAAGGCUUCAGAGCAGCUUCACGUGUUACAGAACAUUCUCAAGGAGGAUCCCACGCUUCUUUCUCACCUGCUGGAGGCUCUGGACUCGGGAGCGCCACCCCACGGCGGCAUCGCUCUUGGUUUAGAUCGGCUGGUAUCCAUCAUGGUGGGGGCUGACAGCAUACGUGAUGUCAUCGCCUUCCCCAAGUCGUUCCGUGGUCACGACCUCAUGGGCCACGCCCCCGCUUACGUGUCGGAGGAGGAGCUGAAGUCGUACCACGUGUCAGUCAAGUGGCCGGCGGCAGAGACAGGUGGAAGACAGGAAGAAGGCGGGGAGAUUUAGACAGCUCCCAGAGGAACACUGGAAGAACCAAUAACCUGCUUGCAGCUCAAGCAGAAGAAAUCAUCAUCUCAUCUUCAUGCUGCUGAUCAUGAAAUAGCAGGAACAGAGGAGCUCACAAUUUACACUGCUUGUAUUACACAUACUGCAUUCAUCAGCUACUCCUACUACUACUACUAGUAGUACUAGUCAUGAGAUGGGAUUUUUUAAUCAUGUGAGCAGUCAUUCAUUUUUCCAGCCAAAUAAAGUCAUUUUUCCAUACUGAAAAUGGGCGUCACCAUCAAACCUAGGCCACAGGGUGUUUUCUAAACUGUCCUUUUUUUCACAGACUGGAGUUAGCGGGCAUUUUGGACUGCUCUUUGUGACAGACCAUUCACUCCAAAUCGAGAUACACAGGUUAC